Cryptomeria japonica (Japanese cedar) is the source of this 838-nucleotide messenger RNA. RefSeq lists its product as uncharacterized. Lineage: Eukaryota; Viridiplantae; Streptophyta; Pinopsida; Cupressales; Cupressaceae. The coding region runs from base 41 to 667 and encodes 208 amino acids. The record is from RefSeq and is a predicted model, not a curated record. The transcript has 6 exons.
UGACCAAGAAAAAAGGUUAAAAGAUGAAUUGACAAACCAAAUGGUUGAGUGGUUUGGAAAUGACACCUUUGACAAAACCAAACUCCUUGAAAAAGCUGGCACAUAUCUAAAGUAUGUGAGGGACCAAUAUAGGACCCAUUUGGAGAGGAACCUAAAGUACGAGCGUCCCCCCAUGAUUCCAGAGAGGGAGCGAAAGGACCUGAUUUUGGAUGCCAAGGAGAGAAUUGAAAGGAAAAAAGGAAAUACACCACUAGACGCUAGAAGAAGACUGAGUGACAUGUCAAAGGCAACCAAGGCAAGGCAAGAAAAGCACGGGCAACACAAACUCGACUCUGGUGGCUACAUGAAACUUGUUGCACGAAUUGGCUCUGAAUUCAAUAGAGCGCCCAUAGAAGAUGACAAGAGAAUUGCCUACCAACAAGGAUAUUCAGCCGUGGCUGAUCGACUACGAGAAUUGAGUGGGCAUACACAACAUUCGAGUGCAUCCGUCACACAGCCUGCUAAUUAUGAAACACCACCUGCACAUGAAGGUCCGGAUGUGCAUCCCAGUAGUGGAGAGCACGUAGUCGGUGGUGAGCAAGUGGAGCAUGAUCUGGGUACACAACCUCAAGAACGUGAUGUUCCCCACUCAGAGGACCCCCCUUCGCUUCAGUGUCCUCGUCCUUAGUAUAGGACUAGGCAUACAUUGAGAUCACGAGCAGUUGGCGGAACAUCUGCAGAGGGGGAAAUGAUGAAGUAACCGAUGUUCCACUUAGUCUUUUCAUAGCUUCAAAGAAAAAACAAAGAAAGAAAUGAUUGUAAUCUAACUUAUUUGAUAAUGACUGAUUUUUAUGUGUUA